Molecule: messenger RNA, 4519 nt
Organism: Tachysurus fulvidraco (yellow catfish)
Lineage: Eukaryota; Metazoa; Chordata; Actinopteri; Siluriformes; Bagridae
Gene: ldlra
Product: low density lipoprotein receptor a
Exons: 18
Coding region: 100-2709 (869 amino acids)
Molecular function (GO): protein binding; calcium ion binding
Source: RefSeq, a predicted model, not a curated record
UUUCACCAUAAUACAAAAUCUAGUACCGGCACCGGGGAGUAAAAGUGCCCUCUGUCUUAUUAGUACUAAUAAUUCCGAAUAGCAUUUCUUUAGGAAACUAUGGACAAGGCUGUAUUUUUGUUCUUCGUGUUGUAUUUAACGUGCCAAGUUCAAACAGAGGAUGGACUCUGCAGCUCUAGGAAUUUCCAGUGUGGCAAUGGGAAGUGUAUUACGAUAAGAUGGAUAUGUGAUGGUACAGAUGAUUGCGGUGAUGGCACUGAUGAGCUCCCUGCCUCCUGCAUAACAAAGACAUGCAAACCCAGCGAGUUCCAAUGUGGUGGACGGCUAAACCAGUGUGUGCCUAAUGGCUGGAAAUGUGACGGGAAGGCUGAUUGUGAGAAUGGAGCUGAUGAAGCCGGCUGCGCUCCCAGACAGUGUCUGAAUGGUGAAUUCCGCUGCACAAAUGGUCAGUGUGUGUCAAGGGCUUUCGUCUGUGAUGAAGAUGUUGACUGUGACGAUGGCACCGAUGAAGCACAAUGUCAGACCACUACCUGCAGCUCUACUGCUUUCCGCUGCAACAACUCAGCCUGCCUGCCCCGCCUGUGGGCCUGUGAUGGAGAUUCCGAUUGUUCGGAUGGUUCAGACGAGUGGCCUCAGUACUGCGGCCAACGAAUUUCUCCAUCUCACAGCAGGCCCUGCUCCAGUAUGGAGUUCCACUGUGGCACUGGAGAGUGUAUUCCAAAUCCCUGGAGAUGUGAUGGAGAUCCCGACUGCCCGGAUCAAUUGGAUGAGAAAGACUGCGCCGUAUCCACAUGCCAGCCAGAUGAGUUUCGCUGUGGUGAUGGAUCAUGUAUCCACGGGAGCCGCCAAUGUAACCAGGUGUACGACUGUAAGGAUAUUAGUGAUGAACUCGGCUGUGUCAAUGCAACCCAUUGUGAAGCACCAUCCAGGUUUCAGUGUCGUACCGGUGAAUGCAUCAGCAUGGACAAAGUUUGCGACAAGCAGCGUGAUUGUAGGGAUUGGUCUGAUGAACCACUACGUGAGUGUGAUUCUAACGAGUGUCUGUACAACAACGGUGGCUGCUCUCAUAUCUGUAAUGACCUAAAGAUUGGCUACGAGUGCUUGUGCCCCAGCGGAUUCCUCUUGGUAGACAAGAAACGCUGUGAGGAUAUUGAUGAGUGUGCCACGGGGGACACCUGCAGUCAAAUCUGUGUGAAUCAGUUGGGCAGCUACAAGUGUGAGUGCGCUGAAGGUUACCAAGUGGAUCCAGCAACCAAAGCCUGCAAAGCUGUUGGAACUAUAGCCUAUCUCUUCUUCACUAAUCGCCAUGAGGUGAGGAAGAUGACUCUGGAUAAGAGCGAGUAUGUACAAGUCAUCUCCCGUCAGAAAAACAUAGUUGCGUUGGACAUGAACAUUGCCACCAAGGAGCUCUUCUGGUCUGAUCUGUCCCUCAAGAAAAUUUAUAGAGCUCCAAUGGACGCAGCAUUAGACAAAUCUCAGCAUAGCAUUGUGAUUGACUCUGACUUGGGUGCACCUGAGGGGAUUGCACUGGACUGGAUCCAUGGUAAUAUCUACUGGACAGACAGUGUACGUGGCGCUAUCUCUGUAGCCACAGUAGAUGGAAAGAAGCGCAAGACGCUCUUUGGAAAAGACCUGACCAAGCCAAGAGCUAUUGUGGUGGACCCAAUUAAGAAUUUUCUGUACUGGACCGACUGGGGUUCGCCUGCUAAGAUUGAAAGGGGAGGCCUGAAUGGAGUUGAUCGCAGCACUUUGGUGUCUGAUAACGUUGUCUGGCCCAAUGGGAUAACUCUUGAUCUUCUGAACCAGCGUCUGUAUUGGGUGGACUCUAAACUGCAUACUCUCGCCAGUAUUGAUGUGCAUGGAGGUGGCCGUCGUACACUCAUUAUAGACCAGGGCAGACUGGCACAUCCGCUAAGUGUCACAGUGUUUGAGGAGCGAGUAUUCUGGACUGAUGUUAGCAAAAAUGCUAUCCUGAGUGCUAACCGUGUGACAGGGGGAGACAUCACAAAAGUGGCUGAACACCUCACAUCUCCAGAGGACAUUGUGCUGUUUCACAACCUGAAGCAGCCCAGUGCUGUAAAUUGGUGCAAGAUCAACAAUGGUGGAUGUGAGUUCCUGUGCUUGGCUGCACCACAGGUCAGCAAAUUCUCACCCAAGUAUACAUGUGUUUGCCCUGACAACAUGAUGCUGGACAAAGAUAUGAGGAAAUGUGUCCCUGCUGUUCCAACAACAGCACAACCAAUCCAGCCCAGAGUUCCUACCACAGAUGGCCCUCAUAUAACCCCACAUAUGACACCAAAACCAUCUGCUGCAAGAACCACCAAAACCUCGGCUCGAAUCUUCACCACAACGGUGAAGUCACUACAGAAACCCACAGAAGCAACCAGAGCCAAAACCUCCACAGUCAACACUCACUAUGAAGUGACCACACAAACAAACAUUCACAUUGCUGUUGCUGAAGAAAGAAAAGAAUCUUCAACAUCGCUGGCUCUGUACAUUGCAUUGCCCUUCGUGAUGUUGUGCCUCCUGGUAUUUGGUGGCAUGUUGCUGUGGAGGAACUGGAAGCUGAAGAACACCAACACCAUCCAUUUUGAAAAUCCAGUCUACCAGAAGACCACAGAGGAUAAAGUUCACAUUUGCAAGAACUACAGCUCUGAUGGUUACUCCUACCCACCGAGGCAAGUUGUCAGCCUUGAUGAUGAAUUAUAAACUUUAACAUCUAUGUUAAGCCUGACUACAGAAUCUAAUGGUGCUGCAGUUACAUGCUGUAACAGGCUUGAUGAAUGGACAUUUAGAGAAUGUUGUUGUGUCAAAGGACACCGGAUCACAUUUUUAGAGGCAGUUCCUGGGGCAGGCUCGUCCAGGCUCAUCCACUGCAUGCUUCUAGGUGAUGUACAAUAACAAAGCAACCUCAAAAAUGAAUGACCUUGUGUAAUUGUAACUUUUCAAAGAGAAAGAGAGAGCGUGAGUGUGUAUGUGGUAUGUGUGUAUAUAAUACAAGACUGCAAAAUUGUUAAAUAGAUUCUUAUUGAUGUUUGAAGUGUAAAUAUUGUGUAUGUGGAUUUUUAUAUUUUUGAAUGAACUGUAAAUACUUUUUCACACAUCACUAUAUGCUAUACAGUAUGUGGCCAUAUGGGACAUGUAUAGUCACACUUUGCUGUUAUAAUAUGCUCCACUCUUCUGAGAAGUCUUUCCACUAGAUUUUAGAGCAUGGCUAUGGGAAUUUGUGCUUCUUCAGCCACAAGAGCUUUAGGGAUACUGAUGUCGAGUGAGAAGGCCUGGGGAAGAGUCAGUGGUCCAGUUCAUCCCAAAAGGUGUUUAGUGGAGUUGAGGUCUAAUUUCUGUGCAGGAUAGUUGAGUUCUUCUACUCCAACCUUGGCAGACCAUGAUCACUUUGUGCACAUUGUCAUGUAGUAACAGAUUUAGGUCUUUUAGUUCCAGUGACAUGAUAUUGUAUAUACUACUGCAUAUAAAGACACCCUAUACAAUUGAGAGCAACAGUUUGGGGAAACAUAUGAGUAUGAUGGUUAGGUGUCCACAGGCUUUUGUCCAUAUAGUGUCAGUACCAAAUACUUGUAUCAUACACAUAUAUUUAUGUCUUAUUCUUAAUAAGCUAUAGUAAACGAAGAAACAUCCUGUCCUGCACCAUGUAAAAAACAUUAGUUCAGUGUUCUUGUAAUUUCAGAUGAAUUGUACAACAGCAGUUGUUUGAUAAAUCGAUGGAUAUGAAAACUUUUUUUUUGUAAAUAGAAACACUAUUGCAGAUUAUUCUUUAUCUUAGCAAGUUGAAAUAUUUUCACUCUAGUCAAAUGUAUCUAGUUUCAAUUACUUAUUAUAAAGUUACAAUAGACCAAAUCUAAGAUUAAAUCUAAUUCUAGAUAUAUAUUACUGUUUUAAAGCUUUACAUUUUCUCAUUGUAUUGGCAAAUAAAUUUGCUUCUUUUUAGAAAUUAGUGCAUAAAAAUAUCAAGAUGAUCUGCCAAUAGAACAAGAACAUUUAAAGCUUAAAAAUAUUCAAAUGUGUUUAAUAAUCUUUAUUAGGUUUCAUAAAUUUAGAUUUGCUUUAUUGUAAUACUAUAAUAAAUAAUAGAUCAGUUUGACCAGAUUUGUGAUAUUUGAACUUGGUGCCAUUUUUUGCAGUGCUUUGUUUCGUUGUUUUGUUUAGUAAUCCCUGUGAUUAAGAUGUCAGACCAGUGCAUGUAUGUUAUUCAUCCAUGAGCAUGUGUAAAUAUUUUACUUGUAUAUGUAAAUACAGUACAAUUUUUUUCAACCUGGUUUAGAAAUGUUUAAAUCCUCAGAUGUACAAAAACUUCUAAAUUUUUAUUUAUUGUUGAAUUCAAAUGCCUUAAUUGAUCCCUCUUUCUAAUCUAAAGAGUCUGUUGUACCAUUAUGUUUGAUGCUACAGUAUAUCAGCUGAUGUAGUUGUACACAGAAUGAAAAGGGUAGGAAUUGUAUUUUUAUGAAGAUGUUCUGAUAAGGUCUUUGGAUAAAUAAAUAAAUAAAUAAAAACAUAUACAAUA